This is a messenger RNA of Nycticebus coucang (slow loris), 2313 nucleotides long. RefSeq names its product zinc finger protein 764-like. NCBI's taxonomy places the organism in Eukaryota, Metazoa, Chordata, Mammalia, Primates, Lorisidae. Bases 1081 to 2304 code for a protein of 407 amino acids. The transcript has 3 exons. Gene Ontology annotation, biological process: regulation of transcription by RNA polymerase II. Gene Ontology annotation, cellular component: nucleus. The record is from RefSeq and is a predicted model, not a curated record. Gene Ontology annotation, molecular function: RNA polymerase II transcription regulatory region sequence-specific DNA binding; DNA-binding transcription factor activity, RNA polymerase II-specific.
GCCAACUGAGCCCUUAAUUGGCUAGCGCAAUCUAGGGGUAGAGGGUGGGGUUUCAGGAGCCAAGUACCUAGCUGAAUGCUCAGCUGUUGUGAAGGAGAAUUCUGUCACCUGCAUAUGAGUAGGCCUGGGGGAGCUGACCACCAGAUUUAAGUUUUGAAUCUGCUAUUUCCCAACGGCUGCUUGGAAAAACGAUACAUGUGGAAGGGGCCAGGAGAGAUUCUAUUUGGGAGUUUUCAAGAGCCCCUGGGGUUAGAGAUACCAAUCUUGUCCCUAAUCUUGUCUGUCCCUUGGCCAGAAGCUACUUCCUGUAGCCAGGCCUCCCCCAAACCCUCAAACCCUCUUUCUGCACUGGUCUUUUUUUUUGUUUUUGUAGAGACAGAGUCCCACUUUAUGGCCCUCGGUAGAGUGCCGUGGCAUCACACAGCUCACAGCAACCUCCAACUCCUGGGCUUGAGCAAUUCUCUUGCCUCAGCCUCCCGAGUAGCUGGGACUACAGGCGCCCGCCACAACGCCCAGCUAAUCACCCAGUUUUUGCAAUAAUGACGACAGAACGAGAGGGUGAUGGUCGCCUGGUAAUGAUAGCUACAGCCCGAUUACUAUACACUGUAAUAGACAAAAACUAAUUCAGACAAAAACUAAUGUCUGAAUUCCCCAAGGCCGAGCGGCCAACGACUUCCAGCGUUCCUCUUUGUUCUGCAAACCCUGGCAGGAGGUCUCGGGAGACUCCGGACAGAGGUGGCAGAGCGUUUUACUGGCUGGCGCUUGUAGCCGCCGCGGCCAUCUUGGAUGAGGGUACGAAGACAAAGCGACAGGGAGACGCCGAGUGGCGUCACUGUAUGCAUGACUACGUGGGAACGAAGUUUGUGAGGCCGUGCUACCGCCAUCUUUUACGAUGGCAUCUUCCAGUUUUGAUUAUGUCCCUGAAGCCACCAGCUUUUGGUUUUCAUCCACUCUAGUGGCCCACGAAAGCGGGUCCUGACACGGCCCUCCGGCCCCGCAGUCCGCGCUGCAGGGCGUUCUUGAGCAAAUCCAGGCCUGGCAAGGGGAGGUGACUGGCCCGCCGCCGGGGCUGACGGUCCUAUGGCACAGCCUCUAGCCCCGCUCCCGGCCCGGGAACCAAACGGGGCUGGGCCCGAGUGCGGGAAGCCUGGGGCCGUGAGCUUCGCCGACGUGGCCGUGUACUUCUCCCCAGAGGAAUGGGGGUGUCUGCGGCCCGCGCAGAGGGCCCUGUACCGGGACGUGAUGCGGGAGACCUACGGUCACCUGGGCGCGCUUGGAGUUGGAGGCACCAAGCCAGCGCUCAUCUCCUGGGUGGAGGAAGAGGCCGAACUGUGGGGUCCAGAUGCCCAAGAUCCUGAGGUGGCUCGGUGUGCGACAGAAGCGGACCCAGAUUCCAGAAACAAGGAAGGAAAAAGACAAAGAGAAGGGACAGAAGUGCUGGAGAAGAUCUUUCCUAUGGCUGCCCGGCCACCUGAUCUGAAGGCUCCCCAGCUGCCAUCUGAUGGGUUCCCUUAUGGUUUGAAGCAGCUAUUCAAGGCACCUGGCCGCGGUCGUCCCCCACUCUGUGCCCAUCCCCCUGUCCCACGAGCAGACAAGCGUCAUGGCUGCUACCUGUGUGGGAAGAGCUUUGCAUGGCGCUCCACACUGGUGGAGCACCUUUACACUCACACAGGCGAGAAGCCGUUCUGCUGCUCUGACUGUGGCAAGAGCUUCAGCCAGGCUUCCUCUCUCAGCAAACACAGGGCCACCCACCGAGGGGAGCGGCCCCACCGCUGCCCUGACUGUGGCCGGGCCUUCACCCAGCGCUCUGCCCUCACCACCCACCUGCGGGUCCACACAGGCGAGAAGCCCUACUGCUGUGUUGACUGCGGCCGCUGCUUCAGCCAGAGCUCUGCCCUCUACCAGCACCAGCGGGUUCACAGUGGCGAGACCCCUUUCCCCUGUUCAGACUGUGGUCGCGCCUUUGCCCAUGCUUCAGACCUUCGGCGCCAUGUGCGCACCCACACAGGGGAGAAGCCCUACCCAUGCCCAGACUGUGGGCGCUGCUUCCGCCAGAGCUCUGAGAUGGCAGCUCACAGGCGCACUCACAGUGGCGAGCGUCCCUACCCCUGUCCUCAAUGUGGCAGGUGUUUUGGCCAGAAGUCAGCCAUGGCCAAGCACCAGUGGGUCCAUCGGCCUGGGGCUUUAGGGCGUAGGGGCCGGGGUGCUAGUGGGCUCUCUGUGCCCUUGGCUCCUGGUCGAGGGGACCUGGACCCACCUGUUGGCUUCCAACUGUACCCAGAGAUAUUCCAGGAGUGUGGGUGAUGGCCUCAA